Messenger RNA from Funneliformis caledonium, 237 nucleotides. The record is from the annotation of a GenBank genome assembly. NCBI's taxonomy places the organism in Eukaryota, Fungi, Glomeromycota, Glomeromycetes, Glomerales, Glomeraceae.
AUGGUUUCAAAGUUAAAAUCUUAUAUUGAGCAACAAGGAAAAUUUGAAGAUAUUAAAGAAGAAGGCAAACUUAUAUAUGGGGUAGAGAAGCCGGUAAACUUGGUCAAACGUCCCUCUGAUGCCAAUUUUACAAGUAACUCCGAAGAAUAUGAUCAAAUGCUAAAAACCUUAAAAGAAGAAUGGUUUGAGCUAAAUAGUUAUAUUCGAUCUGUUCGUGUUUACGCUAGGAAAAUCUAA